CCGGCGGCGCGGCGCGGUUGGGUGAGGCGCGGGGGCCGGAGCGAGGCGUCCCCGAGGCCCGGAGUGCGCGGCCAGGAACAUGGAUACUAUGAUGCUGAAUCUGCGGAAUCUCUUUGAGCAGCUUGUGCGCCGGGUGGAGAUUCUCAGUGAAGGAAAUGAACUCCAAUUCAUUCAGCUGGCAAAGGACUUUGAGGAUUUUCGUAAAAAGUGGCAGAGAACAGACCAUGAGCUGGGCAAAUACAAGGAUCUUUUGAUGAAAGCGGAGACUGAACGAAGCGCCCUGGAUGUUAAACUGAAGCAUGCACGCAAUCAGGUGGAUGUGGAGAUCCGACGGAGACAGCGAGCCGAGGCUGACUGCGAAAAGCUGGAACGACAGAUCCAGCUGAUUCGUGAGAUGCUCAUGUGUGACACGUCUGGCAGCAUUCAACUAAGUGAGGAGCAAAAAUCCGCUCUGGCUUUCCUCAACAGAGGCCAGCCAUCCGGUGGCAAUGCUGGGAACAAAAGGCUGUCAACCAUUGAUGAAUCUGGUUCCAUUUUGUCAGAUAUCAGCUAUGACAAGACUGAUGAAUCACUGGAUUGGGAUUCUUCUAUGGUGAAGACUUUCAAACUGAAAAAAAGAGAAAAGAGGCGCUCUAGUCGACAAUUUGUUGAUGGUCCCCCUGGACCUGUAAAGAAAACUCGUUCCAUUGGGUCCACAGUAGACCAGGGAAACGAAUCCCUUGUUGCAAAGACCACAGUGACUGUUCCUAAUGAUGGUGGGCCCAUCGAAGCUGUGUCCACUAUUGAAACUGUGCCUUAUUGGACAAGGAGCCGAAGGAAAAUAGGUACUUUACAACCUUGGAACAGUGACUCUACCCUGAACAGCAGACAACUGGAAGCAAGAACUGAGACAGACAAUUCAGGCACACCACAGAAUAAUGGAGGGAUGCGCCUGCACGACUUUGUCUCUAAGACGGUUAUUAAGCCUGAAUCCUGCGUUCCAUGUGGGAAGCGGAUAAAAUUUGGCAAACUGUCUCUGAAGUGUCGCGACUGCCGCGUGGUUUCUCACCCAGAAUGCCGGGAGCGUUGUCCUCUGCCUUGCAUUCCUACCCUCAUGGGCACACCUGUCAAGAUAGGAGAGGGUAUGCUGGCUGAUUUCGUGUCCCAGACGUCUCCGAUGAUCCCCUCCAUCAUUGUCCACUGCGUAAAUGAGAUUGAGCAGAGAGGGCUGACUGAGACAGGCCUGUACCGGGUCUCGGGCUGUGACCGCACAGUCAAAGAGCUGAAGGAGAAGUUCCUCAGAGUGAAGACGGUGCCCCUCCUCAGCAAAGUGGACGACAUCCACGCCAUCUGCAGCCUGUUGAAAGACUUCCUCCGAAACCUCAAGGAGCCCCUUCUCACCUUCCGGCUGAACAGAGCCUUCAUGGAGGCCGCAGAAAUCACGGACGAGGACAACAGCAUUGCCGCCAUGUACCAAGCUGUUGGUGAGCUGCCCCAGGCCAACAGGGACACAUUAGCUUUCCUCAUGAUCCACUUGCAGAGAGUGGCUCAGAGUCCAAACACUAAAAUGGAUGUUGCCAAUCUGGCUAAAGUCUUUGGCCCUACAAUUGUUGCCCAUGCUGUGCCCAAUCCGGACCCAGUAACAAUGUUACAAGACAUCAAGCGGCAGCCCAAGGUAGUAGAGCGCCUGCUUUCCCUGCCCGUGGAGUAUUGGAGUCAGUUCAUGAUGGUGGAACAGGAGAAUAUUGACCCCCUUCACAUCAUCGAAAACUCCAAUGCCUUUUCAACACCACAGACGCCAGAUGUGAAAGUGAGUCUGCUGGGCCCUAUGACCACUCCUGAACACCAGCUUCUCAAGACCCCCUCGUCCAGCUCCCUGUCACAGAGGGUGCGCUCCACCAUCUCCAGGAACACCCCAAGAUUUGGUAGCAAAAGCAAAUCUGCCACCAACCUAGGACAACAGGGGAACUUUUUUGCUUCACCAAUGCUCAAGUGAAGUCAGGUCGGCUGCCACUUACCAGCAUCUACUGACUGCGAGAGAAGGCACACCUGUACUCUCCGUGCUGCAGCCUCUUGUACUCAUUACUACUUUUAGCAUUCUCCAGGCUUUUAAUCAAGUUUAAUUGUGCAUAAGGGUUUUAUUGAAACUAUAUAUAUCUCUCUCCUCCUCAAGUAACGUAAUAUCAGCACCUUGUGCUAGCUGGGCAUUUUUAGAGCUUGCUUUGAUGUGACAUCU
Ochotona curzoniae (black-lipped pika) is the source of this 2215-nucleotide messenger RNA. It is a transcript of the gene RACGAP1, whose product is annotated as Rac GTPase activating protein 1. The coding region runs from base 80 to 1975 and encodes 631 amino acids. The transcript is spliced from 18 exons. The record is from RefSeq and is a predicted model, not a curated record. NCBI's taxonomy places the organism in Eukaryota, Metazoa, Chordata, Mammalia, Lagomorpha, Ochotonidae. Gene Ontology annotation, biological process: signal transduction.